This is a messenger RNA of Aspergillus ruber CBS 135680, 765 nucleotides long. Its product is annotated as MICOS complex subunit MIC26/MIC27. Gene Ontology annotation, biological process: cristae formation. Gene Ontology annotation, cellular component: MICOS complex; mitochondrial crista junction. The transcript is spliced from 3 exons. Bases 1 to 765 code for a protein of 254 amino acids. The record is from RefSeq and is a predicted model, not a curated record. NCBI's taxonomy places the organism in Eukaryota, Fungi, Ascomycota, Eurotiomycetes, Eurotiales, Aspergillaceae.
AUGUCAUUCCGGCCAGUGUUGAAGCAGCGGGCUGUUGCUCCGAUCGCUGCCACCCUUCUGGCAGGUGGUAUCUCGCUCUAUCCCAGCCGGACGGCAUUCGCAGAGGCUCCGAGAAAAUCCAUCUACGAUGACUUUCCCGAGCCCUCAGACCCUGCUCCCGCCAAAUCCGCCCCCAUCGCAAUCCCAGACGCCCCCAAGUCCACCACUGAGACCCCCUCGUCCUCUGCCCCCUCGUCGUUGACCUCGUCGCCCACCCCGACAGACAUCCUGACGACCCAGGUCCGCCAAGCCCGUCUCUUCCUGUAUGAGAACUCGCUCGCCGCGGAAACCGGCUUCAACAACUUCCUCAGCCGGGCCCUGCACAUCGAGAACGCCUUCACCAACACCAUUGCGUCUCUGGCUCCUGCCCCCGAGUCCGGUGAGCGGUUGAUGCCCGGUGGUGUGUACGUGGUAGUCGCCGCCAUGGCUGGCUCCAUUGUCUCCCGCAACCGGGGCUUCAUCCUGCGCUCUGCGUCGCCUCUGGCUUUCGGUACCGUGGCCGCGUGGUCUCUGCUCCCCGUGACUAUGCGGAAUGUCUCCGAGUUGGUUUGGAAGUAUGAGAAGCGGGUUCCGGCGGUUGCGGAGAACCAUUUGCUGCUUAGGGAGAAGGCGGAGCAUAUCUGGCACACUGGCAUUGCGCACAGUGGUAUGGCGCGGAUGAUGAUGGAAGAGAAGAUUGGUGAGGGCCGGAAGAAACUUGAGGAGUUGGUCAGAAAGGGUCAUUAA